UAAGAAAUUCUGCAGGUUUGCACAUUUUAUGUUCCGGCGAAAAAUGGCUGGCCACCCUGUGGCCGGCGUGGCCUACUCACCCGCCGCCCACAAUAUCCCAGACAUUUCGCUUCCUUCUUGUUCUUCCUUUCCCCAAUAUUUGACCAAAUCGACCAUAGACUUCCUCGGUUCAGCGGUUUUAGGAAUUUGAUAUGACGAUUUCCACCUCAUCGCUCGCCAAUGGCACAGAAGCCCCCGUCAGUAGGGCAGACGAGGUAAAAGAUCUCCUCACUGCCAUUGAAGACCUUAUAAUUCCCUUCAUUCAAGCGGCAGAUUCCGAUACCGCCACCAAGCACGCAGGCAAUGGCCAAUCCUUCAAUGGCGACGUUGUCAGAACUGUACUUGUUGAGCCGCAUGCUCCUAAAGAGUUAGAAAAGCUUCUGGGGUUACUGGUUCCGGAAAAAGGGACAGGGAAGGAGGGACUUUUGGACGCGGUGAGGAAGGUUUUGAGGUAUAGCGUGAAUACGUGGGAUCAGGGGUUCAUGGAUAAGUUGUAUGCGAGUACGAAUGCGGUUGGUCUGGUAUCGGAAUUGUUGCUCGCGACGUUAAACACCAACUCCCACGUCUACCAAGUCUCCCCGGCCCUCACACUCAUCGAAAAACACACUAGCAAAUACCUCGCCUCCCUCUUCGGCUUCACCUCCCCGCACAGCGGCGGCAUUUCGCAACCAGGCGGCAGCGCCAGCAACAGCACCUCCCUCGUCAUCGCGCGCAACACGCUCUUCCCUUCCACCAAAACCGACGGCCUUGGCUCCCUGAAACUGCGCCUCUUCACCAGCGCUCAUGGGCACUACUCUUUCGAAAAGGCCGCCCAAAUGUUCGGCUUAGGCUCCAAUGCCGUGAUCCCUGUGCCCGUCGACCCAUCCACGGGCCGCAUGCUUCCAUCCGAGCUGGAGAGACUUGUCCAGGAAAGCAAAGCCAGGGGCGAAAUCCCGUUCUUCGUCAAUGCCACGGCCGGCACCACUGUCCUGGGUUCCUUCGACCCCAUCCCCGAGAUCAGCGCCAUCUGCAAGGCGCACAACCUCUGGCUGCACAUCGACGGGUCCUGGGGCGGCAGCGUGAUUUUCAACUCCGCUCUCGCUCAAUCACCUCUCCGUCUCAAGGGCGCGGAAUUAGCGGACAGUAUAGCGAUUACCCCGCAUAAGAUGCUCGGGGUGCCGAUGACCUGCUCGUUCCUGCUAUGCCGGGAUAUGCGGUUGGUUCGCAAGGCGAUGACCUUGCCGGCUGGAUACUUGUUCCAUUCAGAAGGCGAGGAGGAGGAGGACAGGGAGAUUUACGAUCUUGCGGAUCUGACGCCCCAGUGUGGGCGCAGGGGGGAUAGCUUGAAGUUGUUCCUCUCCCUCUCGUACUACGGCUCCGAGUACUUUUCUCAGCUUGUCCAGCGGGGGUUCGAGAACGCGGAGUUCGUCCUCUCGUUGCUUAAAACUUCCCCAGACUUCAUACCUAUUUCUCCAGAGCCCCUGCCUUGCUUGCAGGUGUGCUUUUACUUUGCGCGUGGCGGCGUGUUAAGCAAGGAUAAGAAUCAAGUCACGCAGACGACGAGGAAGAUUACUGAAGGUUUAAUCAAGAGGGGUUUCAUGGUUGAUUAUGCGCCUGGGGAGAAAGGGAGCUUUUUCCGCGUGGUAGUUAAUGGGAAUACUAGAACGGGGACGCUGGAGGGGCUAGUGACGGCGAUUGAGGCUGUGGCUGCGGAUUUGGGGGUGUAAGAGAAGGGAGGCUGGGUUUGAAUAGGUAGAGGUAUGUUGCAUGGUGGAUAUGUUGUUGGGGGGGUAUUGAACAUUCUGUGACAUUUGCCAAUUCUGCCUUCUUUUGCAUAGAGGAACCUUUACAGGCGGUGUGCUGUGUUUAACACGUUGUUCACAUUUAGAAACUGUUAGAUCAAUCCUACAACAAC
Messenger RNA from Westerdykella ornata, 1933 nucleotides. Its product is annotated as PLP-dependent transferase. Gene Ontology annotation, cellular component: cytoplasm. NCBI's taxonomy places the organism in Eukaryota, Fungi, Ascomycota, Dothideomycetes, Pleosporales, Sporormiaceae. Gene Ontology annotation, biological process: carboxylic acid metabolic process. The transcript has 4 exons. The record is from RefSeq and is a predicted model, not a curated record. Gene Ontology annotation, molecular function: pyridoxal phosphate binding; carboxy-lyase activity. Bases 192 to 1745 code for a protein of 517 amino acids.